This is a messenger RNA of Stegodyphus dumicola, 3383 nucleotides long. It is a transcript of the gene TBC1D5, whose product is annotated as TBC1 domain family member 5. Lineage: Eukaryota; Metazoa; Arthropoda; Arachnida; Araneae; Eresidae. The record is from RefSeq and is a predicted model, not a curated record. Gene Ontology annotation, biological process: activation of GTPase activity. Gene Ontology annotation, molecular function: GTPase activator activity.
AUUGUUGACAAAUUAGUUUCGAUGGCUCUAGUUUUUUCUUUCGUUACUACAUUGGAUUUGAAAAUAAUAUGGAAUUUAAUGUCAUUGACGUCUGGAAGACUAUUUAAUCAAACGUAGGGAUGGAUGACAUGCCAGAGAAUUCCUAUCAGAAAGUUUGGACAUCUUUAUUCUGUAAACAGAAUUAUCUUGAACAACUUCGAAGCUCAGCAGCCAAGGGAUCAUUGAAGAAUUCUCCUUUUAGAAGUGUGUGUUGGAAGAUUUUUUUGGAAUGCUUGCCAGAGGAUCGUAAUUUAUGGAUAGAUAGUACAAAAUUGAAGAGACAAUAUUAUGAAGAAAUUUUAGAUAAAUGUCGCACAAAUCCAAGGACAAGUAUUGACAGCAUGGAUGUAAAUGUGAAUAAUCCAUUGUCACAGUCUCAGCAGAGUCCAUGGAACCAGUACUUUCAAGAUAGUGAACUUAAAAUAACCAUACAGCAGGAUGUUGUACGAACUUUUCCAGAAAUAGAAUUUUUUCGUUCUCCAAAAAUUCAAAAAAUGAUGAUCAGCAUACUUUUUUCUUAUGCUCGAGAACAUCCACAUGCAUCUUACAAACAGGGAAUGCAUGAACUUCUUGCACCCAUCAUAUAUGUGCUUCAUUGCGAUCAACAGAUUUAUUUGCAUGCAUCAAAGUCACAAGAUUUAGAGCUAGAUAUUCAUAUUUUGUUGAACCAGAAUUAUAUGGAACAUGAUGCUUUCUUUUUGUUCUGCCACCUGAUGGAAGCAGUUAAAGACUGGUAUUCUCUGAAUGAAAGUCCAUAUUCAAAAUGUGCAACACAAAUUUCUGGAGAGCCUUUUUCACAGAGCAUCGUAUUUGAAGCCUCUAAUUCUUUAGCUAUAAAACUUAAGAGAAUAUAUGAACUCCUGAGGCAUCAUGAUGAAGAAUUAUUUAUGUUUUUAGAGCAGAUGGAAAUCAUACCUCAAAUAUAUGGAAUACGUUGGUUGAGGUUAUUGUUUGGUCGAGAGUUUGCUUUACAUGAUUUGCUAAUUGUGUGGGAUGCCAUUUUUGCUGAUAGCAUAACCUUUUGCCUUGUUGAUUAUAUAUUUGUUGCUAUGCUGAUCGCAAUUCGAGAUUCAGUUCUUCAAAGCGACUAUGCAUCAUGUUUAAGCUACCUGAUGCAUUAUCCCAAAGUAGAUGUACAUUAUAUAAUUAACUUGGCCUUGUUUUUAAGGAACCCCAAAGAUAAAAUUAAGCCUGAGAAAUUUUCAAACAAUCCUCUCCAUGUUAAAACUAAAAGUUCUCCAAAUAAAAAUCUUUCUAGAAGUAUGAACUUGAGGCAUUCUGCUGUUGUUAAUGCAUCUUGUCCCAUUUCCAAUAAACAUUUUGAAACUCGCCCCAAAACACUGAAUAUUGCAAGUAUCAGCAUACCAUCUCCUGCAGUCUCUGUGCUAGAAUCAGCUACAGUAGUAGAAGCAGAUAAUCAUUUAAAAUCAUCAUAUUUACACAAGCGAGAAUAUUUUUCUGUCUCUGAGAAUCAACUUGAAUGCCAUGAUUCUUCUAUUAGCCGACAUGAAGGGACAUUACAAACUAAUGAAAGGAAAAAUCAAUCUUUUCCAUUCACGAAUAUUCAGAAUGUUAUGGAAGAGGGAAGCCACAAAUGCAAUGCGUCUGUAUUUAGUCAAGUACUUCGUCAUCCUGAUGAUAAGAAAAAUGUGUCAUCUGUUAGUGAUUAUCGAGAAAUGGUUCCUAUUUUCCCUGUAUCACGGAUACCAGUGAGUAUACCAUCUAAAGAAUGUUUUGCCAAGAGAGAUUAUAAGCCAUUAUUAGAGAUCAACUCAGCUGAAGAAGUGAAAAUGUUAAAGACAGAACUUUCAGAACUAAAGUUUAUGAACGAAAUCUGUGUACAACAAAUGACACAGCAUUUAGAAAAGUUACAGGAGAGCAUGGUAAAUCAGUCUUUACAACAUGAAGAUGAAAUCCUUUUAGCCAUUGCUGGAUUGAAAAGAGUUCGAGAUAUACUUAGAGGAACUGUGAAUUUUGAAGAACUAGUUGCUGAUAAUGAUAGUAAUCCAUAUUGUGCUUUGUCAAAUAUGCACAAUCUGUCAAGUGAAUUAAUAGUUUGCAACCAAGUAAAAGUUAAAAAUUUAGAUUUUGUUCCAUGUCGAAAGUGGAAUAAAGGUAUUUCUGAUGUCACUUCAGUGUCAAGUGAAAAUGAACAAAUAAGAACAGAUCUUGAGAAAACAGACUGAGCUGGAUUAUAUUUCACCUUUGGUAUCAGAACUUUUAUACUGUUUCCUUGGUUUCUUUUUGGCAUGAAUGAAUAGAAGGCAUUAACUCAAAGUUCAGCUGAAAAAUUGCUUUCGGAUCAUUGCAACAAUUUUCUUAUACCACGAAACUAAAGAUUAUAUAAGUUUCAUACAUUUUAUUUGAAUGUAUUUUGCUUGUUCUGUAGGUAGUUUUAAUUGGUUUCUGGUAAUGUGUUUCCUGUACAGAGAAAUAAUUUUUUACAGUGAUGUUGUUCUAAAAAAAGGGAAAAAAAUACUUUGUUAUAAAAGUAAAAGCAUAUGCAUGUAGUAAAUGCUUAGAAUACUAGUUAACUUUUCAUUAAAAAUGAAGAGGAGUAAAAUAAAUUGUUUUGUUUUGUUUAAAAGUGUUUGUUAACAACAUCUGUAAUUUAUCUUAAAUGUAGUGAAGUAUAUGAGAAUUCAAAGUAUCUAGUAAUUUCUGAGAUUUAUGAAUAUGUUUCCAUUGCCCACAAAGGAGUUUUAACUUAGAAACUGAUUGCCAUGCUUGGGAAUCUCAAGUAAUUAAAUUCACUCUCUGUAAGUUUGAAAACUUAAAAUCCUUUACAGGAAACUUUUUAGAUCAUUUUAAAUGAGCUUAGCAAUCAAGAUGUGAAAAUCAUGGUAUAUUAUUGCAGUUAAAUUACCAGACUAAGAGCUUUAAAUCUAAUCGCCCAUGGAAGGAAUUUCAUAGUGUGGGUGGGGGGAGGUAAUGUGAUCAGCCUGAGUCCACUUGCUUCUUCUGUGCUGUUAAAGAAUUAUAUAAAUCUAAAUAAAUAUAUGGGUAUUUUUGGGGUUUGGGGAAGGGUGAUGAUCGUUUAGCAAUGGUGAAAGGUGUGCAUGGGCAAAAAAGGUUGAAAACCAUUGGUGUAGAUUGAAAGAUUUAGCUUACUAUCAAUUUAAUUCUUGCUAUUCAAAUUUCCAGAAAUGAUGUAACAAUAAGAUACCAGAGUUAUUUAAGUUGGUAUAAAUUUCUUUGUUAAAAACAGCCAAUUUUUUAAAGAAAAUUAAAUGUAUAUUUUUAUUUAAGAAAGUCUUUCGUUUAAUAAUUUUUACAUGAUGUGAAUUUAAAAUUACUUGUGUAUUGCUGUAAGGAUUUAUCAAAUAAAGAGUAUUUUAUAAAAA